Molecule: messenger RNA, 1890 nt
Organism: Egretta garzetta (little egret)
Lineage: Eukaryota; Metazoa; Chordata; Aves; Pelecaniformes; Ardeidae
Gene: SCG2
Product: secretogranin II
Exons: 1
Coding region: 4-1890 (628 amino acids)
Cellular component (GO): secretory granule
Source: RefSeq, a predicted model, not a curated record
AAUAUGGCAGAAACUAAAGCCUUCCAGCUUGAAGCAGCCUGUGCUCUCGCCUUUUUCUUUGUCGUAAUCUGUUGGGUUGAUGCAGCUUCCUUCCAGCAGCAUCAGCUGCUUCAGAAAGACCCAGACUAUGUAAUGAAAAACUUACAAAGGUUCCCAAAUCCUGAUAUGAUCAAAGCUUUGGAAUACAUAGAGGAUCUUCGCAAGCAAACUAACAAGGGAGAAAGCAGCCCUGAUUACAACUCUUUCCAAAGUGUCCCAUAUCUCCUGCAACAGAAAGAAAACAAAGAUCAGGUUCACCUACCAGAUAAUGUAAGGGAUUCUUUGACUGAAGAUGAGUCCCAAUGGGUUAAGGUAAUGUUGGAAGCCUUGCGACAAGCUGAGAAAGAGUCAAAAGUUGGCCCAAAGGAGAAUAAACCUUUUGGUCUGAGUUCAGAUAACAACUUUCCAGCUGGAGUGACUGAUGAUUAUGAGGCUUACAAGUGGCCUGAGAGGUGGCAAAAAUAUCUCAAAAUGCCACUUGGGCACUAUGAAGACAGCUCAAGAGACAGUCCUUUCAAACGUACUAAUGAAAUAGUGGAAGAGCAAUACACACCCCAAAGUCUUGCUACGCUGGAGUCUGUGUUUCAGGAGUUGGGGAAGAUGGCAGGACCUAGUAACCACAAGAAAGAAAGGCUGGAUGAGGACCAGAAAUUGUAUACGGAUGAUGAAGAUGAUGUAUAUAAAGUGAAUAACAUUGCCUAUGAAGAUGUGGUUGGCGGAGAAGAUUGGAAUCCCAUAGAGGAGAAAGUGGAAAGUCAGACCCAGGAAGAGAUAAAAAAUAGCAAAGAGGAAAUUGAUAAACAUGAAGAGGAGAUCGAUGAUGAAAUGAAAAGAUCAGGGAAACUCAGCUUCCUUGAGGAUGAAAUAAGAAGAGGAGACAAUAAAGAUCAUAUGUUGGAGGACGUUUCAAAGCUAAUGAAUUACUACCUGAAGAGGCUGAUGGGCGGUGCUGCAAAUAGGAAAUUAAGGACUGGAGGAGAACUUGAGGAAAAAAGAGCGCCCACAUUUUUGGAUAAGCAACUUGAUCCUCAGUCCAUAGCUCAGCUAAUAGAAAUCUCAAGGAAUUUACAAAUUCCUCCUGAGGAUUUAAUAGACAUGUUGAAAGCUGGAGAACCAAAGCAGCUUCAGAAUGAAAGGUUGGAAGCUGAGCAGGAAGCAGAAUUCCCAGAAGACCUUGAUGAGAUCGCUGAAACUAAUCUAGGACAGAGUGAUAUAUUUAAAAAUAACGUAAACUCUAAGAACGGGUACAUGAAGCAGCCUUUUAAUGUUAUUCCAGAAAAUUUACCUGAAGACCUCAAUAUCGAAGAUAUUGUCAGUCUUCUGGGAACUGACAAUUUAGCUAAUCAGAAUCCCUCCUACUUGCUAAAUCGUCUUAAUCAAGAAAAUGAUUUGCCAAGACUGUCUUACAUUCCCAGAAGAUUGAAAGGACACCCAUUUCCUAAAGCUGCCUGGAUGAACGAUUUGGAAAGGCGACAAAUGGAGUAUGAGAAACUGAACGAGAAGGACGAAGAGCUGGCCGAUUACUUGGCAAAGGUGUUGGCAAAGUACCCUGAAGUUAUCAAUACAAACCAGAUGAAACGAGUCCCAGUUCCAGCUUCUGAAAGUGACUUGCAGGAAGAUGACCGGCUGGAGCAGGCCAUCAGGGAGCACCUAAGCCAGCUGGGACCGCAGGAGGCUGCGAAGUUGGCUUCGCUCAGCAAAAGGCUUUCCAUGGCUGGGGAAACCGAUGACACGCAAAGCAGGCAGUAUCUGGAUGAGGAUAUGCUAGCAAAGGUGCUAGAGUAUCUAAAACAGGAGAAAUCAGAGCUCGAAAGAGAUCACAUUACUAAACGGGCAAUGGAAAAUAUGUAA